This is a messenger RNA of Limulus polyphemus (Atlantic horseshoe crab), 1239 nucleotides long. RefSeq lists its product as uncharacterized. Lineage: Eukaryota; Metazoa; Arthropoda; Merostomata; Xiphosura; Limulidae. The transcript has 6 exons. Bases 134 to 982 code for a protein of 282 amino acids. The record is from RefSeq and is a predicted model, not a curated record.
UGUGUUAGAAACAAGAGCGGAGUGACAGGAGAUUACUUAGAUGACGGAGUAGAGAUGGUUUCCAAUCUAAGUAUUCAGGUUAUCGUUUUAACAUCUGGUUGUAUCUACUGAUAAUAGCAACACUUGGCUAGAGAUGAUGUUUCAGAAGAAAAGAGGGUAUUAUGGGGUCUACAUAUGGUCUGUUAUUCUUACUGUCUGGUUUUGUUUACAUGUUGCCUUGGCUGUAAAAAUAUUGCGUCUUUCAGUACCACAAUCAGUUCAAAACGGAACAGACCACGUGAUUUUAGACUGUGAGUAUAAUUAUACUGCAAAUGAUCUCCGGCUCGUAGUCAAGUGGUUCUUUAACAACAACUUAGAGCCCAUCUACCAGUGGAUUCCUAAACUAAAUUCAAGACAUAUUUCUGAAAUGUUGAUAAAUAGGCUUGACCGCUCUUACAAAGUCAAUUCUCCUGAUCCCUACUUCCACUACCGAGCUCUCUAUCUUCUACAUCCUACGUUGGAAAUUAGUGGUAAAUAUACAUGCCAGGUAUUGUCUCUUGCUGGUCAUGAUCAACAACACCAAAAAAUGAUCGUAUAUUCUCAGGCUAAGACAUUUUCAUUUUCUCACACUAAAGUUUCUAGUUUAGAAACUGACAUAUCUUGCGAAGCAAUGGGUCUGUUCCCCCAACCUGAUAUCUCCGUUAGCGCAAUCCUCCCCAAACACUUCAAAGAUCCAUUCUUACAAGCACCUAAGAAAUUCGUCAACAUUACAAAAGAGCUUUAUUCCAUUUGGAUCAGUGGAACCUUUAAUCAAAAGGAUUUUCCGAAGACAGAUAAAAUAGUUCUACAGUGUGAAGUGCAUAUUCCAGAAACAGAUUACAAAGUGUCCAAAGAACUAUCCUUUUACACAGGACUUGCAACAGUCAAUAAAGCUUCCUUGAGGGAUUUCUUCAGGCUAUGCUACAUUCUGUGUGUUGUUGUUCUUUGCUAUUGUAAGUCCUAACAUAUCACGCUCCAGUGGAAAUGGGUACAUUUCAAAUGAUACAUUGAACAAUAAAAACACCACAGUCAAUGUCUAGCUUGAAGAAUGAAUGUCACCCUGAAGAAUAUUAUGUUAUGUAAUAUCAGUUUAACGAAUUGUAUCUUCAAUGUGUUCAAAAUUUUAAUAAAAUAAGGUUUUAUGUUAACGUUUUCUUUAAACUACAUGUUGUAAACCUUUGUAAAAAACAGGUAAAAUAAAAAUAAAGUACUUGGACGUCA